This is a messenger RNA of Plasmodium gonderi, 813 nucleotides long. RefSeq lists its product as hypothetical. The record is from RefSeq and is a predicted model, not a curated record. NCBI's taxonomy places the organism in Eukaryota, Apicomplexa, Aconoidasida, Haemosporida, Plasmodiidae. The transcript is spliced from 8 exons. The coding region runs from base 1 to 813 and encodes 270 amino acids.
AUGAAGGAGAAUGACGCUAUUUCCUUCGACGUUGCCCACUUUUUGAAAAACUUUGCAGAAUUGGAGAAAUCGUACGAACAUUUGCUAAACCUGAAAAAGCAAAAUGAGUUGAAACUCACUGAGGCAUUGAAAAAUCUUGACGAAAUAAAGGAACAAUAUGAACAGGAAAAAAAAAAGAACUUUGAAAUGUCAGUUACUAUGGGGGAACAUACAGAUAAAUUAAUAAAAAAGCACAGUUACGCGGAAAGAUACGAUUAUGUGAAAAGACAGAAUGAUGAUUUUAGAGAAAAAAUAGAGUCCUUGAUGAAGGAAAAGGAACAAGAAAAGCUUCUCAUGGAGGAGAAAACAAAAAUGCUUGAGAUGAAAAUGAAGCGAGAAGUGCAAGAAUAUGAUAACAAACUGAGGGAGAGUAAAAAUAAAUUGUUACAACUACAGAGUCACAUUGUAGAAUUAGAAAUGGAUAUAACAUCAAAGGAUGAGGAGGUAAACAAAUUGUCCUCCUUAUUAAGGGAAAUUAAAAAAGAGCAUGAAGUGCAAAAAUUAGAAUAUGAGUUGAAAAUAAAAGACUUAAUUAAAAAAAAUGACGAAAACAAUAAAAAAAAUAAGGAAGCCAUGAGGGAUGUAAUAAAUGACAAAGGAAACCAUGCCUUGAAAAUUUUAAAGAACAAAUUAUAUCUACUACAACAGAAAUACAAUAAGAUGGAAAAGGAAUACACCAACUUGAAAAGGAUUACAAAUAAAACGGAUAAAAAAGGGAUCAACACAAAUGUCCGUACCAAAACCGGACGUAGCAAGGGUUUAUAUGAAAUAUAA